AUGAUUCAAUUUACUGGUAUUGUUGCUGUUAUUUUAUUCAAUUUCCUGACGAACACAGUCGCAGUUUUCAUUUGUCCACAGGUGAAUGGGACUUUUGUCAAUCGAGAUGAUUAUCGAUCAUUUUAUCAAUGCAUAAAUGGAAUCAAUAUGCUUAAAUACUGCCCAUCGGCAACUCAAUACUACUCGACAGGCAAUGCAACUUGUCAGGAGGGCCCAGCCGAGUGGAACUACGUUUAUGAUCUGACUGGAAUAUACACUGUCACAGCUAAUGUAGAGUAUCGACAUGUUUAUCAACGAGACUAUGAUGUCUAUUGGACAAGUGAUACACCUACUGUAGCCAACACAUUCAUUGGACGCCACAUUAAUGAAACGCACAUUGUUGGCAUUCAGACCCGUCUUGUUCGAUUAACAGGCUGCACAUCAGUUCUCAAUGCUCGUAUGGUGGCCACCGGUAGUAAAUCGUUUUGCCAACAUACUAGUCUUGCCGUUUUCGGACGAGCAUGCGAUUUAGUAGCUCCUUACUCGAGCGAUUUAUGUAUUUCACAGUGA
Molecule: messenger RNA, 549 nt
Organism: Adineta steineri
Lineage: Eukaryota; Metazoa; Rotifera; Eurotatoria; Adinetida; Adinetidae
Source: the annotation of a GenBank genome assembly